Messenger RNA from Triplophysa dalaica, 629 nucleotides. RefSeq names its product cytochrome b-c1 complex subunit 10 (gene uqcr11). The transcript is spliced from 3 exons. The record is from RefSeq and is a predicted model, not a curated record. Bases 60 to 230 code for a protein of 56 amino acids. Gene Ontology annotation, biological process: mitochondrial electron transport, ubiquinol to cytochrome c. Gene Ontology annotation, cellular component: mitochondrial inner membrane. Lineage: Eukaryota; Metazoa; Chordata; Actinopteri; Cypriniformes; Nemacheilidae.
UUCGCAGUGUUUCCUUCGGCGAGUCUUGCUGGUACACAGACGCGCAGAUAGUUCUGACAAUGUUGGGCAAAAUAAUCGGACAGAAAUACGUGGCCAUCGCGAAAACAUGGGUCCCCACACUUGCUGUCUGGGGUGGAGUUGGAGGUGUAGCUCUCGUCCACCUUACAGACUGGCGGAUCAUCUUGGACUAUGUUCCCUAUAUUAAUGGAAAAUUUAAGAAGGAUGAUUAGAGCUCCAAAGGGUCUGUUUGCUUUGUAUGGAUGGAAAAUGGUGAUGGAAUCACAGUUGGACAUAUAAACAUCAUUCAAUCAUGUGCAAUGAACUCAUAAAUCCACAUCCAUUUCUAUUGAUUGCUUCAAAUAAGCAACAUUAUAUUUAAUUUUUGGAGCAUUAUUCAUUUGUAAUGUGAAGGGUCAGGUCUCACAAUCCUUAUAAACCUGUCACAUCAAACUGUGUAUUAUCUGGAGAAAUUGACCUAUGUGUAAUUCCACAGAAAUCUCUUAACUGUGUUGAAAUAGUGUUUCAUUGGAGUCAUUACAUUUUGUUGUGGACCUGAGCUUUUUUUUAUUUUGUCACCUGCUUGACCACAGCUUGACUGGUGGUGCUUGUUAAUAAAUAAAUAUAACUUA